Drosophila elegans is the source of this 789-nucleotide messenger RNA. Its product is annotated as gamma-glutamylcyclotransferase. The record is from RefSeq and is a predicted model, not a curated record. The coding region runs from base 76 to 732 and encodes 218 amino acids. The transcript is spliced from 2 exons. NCBI's taxonomy places the organism in Eukaryota, Metazoa, Arthropoda, Insecta, Diptera, Drosophilidae. Gene Ontology annotation, molecular function: gamma-glutamylcyclotransferase activity.
AUAAUCGCUCAGUAGCCAUUCAACCUCCGGCCAGAUCAAAUCACUCGGGGUAGUUAAAUCGAACAAAAAAUUCCAAUGCAUUGGCCAUGUCUUAUCGGUGCUUGCCUGUUGGUGACUAUUCCUAGAGCUCAAUGCCACAGCAUCGGAGGUGUUAAUGCCACUUUGGAUCUGCCGGAGGUGCGGGGUCAUACGUUCCUGUACUUUGGUUUCGGCAGCAACAUGCUGGCCAAAAGGAUCCACAUCCAGAACCCGACAGCUGUGAGAGUUGGACCCGCCCUCCUUGCCGACUAUCGGUUGGACUUUGGCUUCGAAUCAGCUCGUUGGGAUGGCGCGGUGGCCACCAUUGUGCCCACCCCGGGCGAUCAUGUUUGGGGCACCCUCUGGGAGAUCGGCCUAAGCAAUCUGCCGGAUAUAGACAACCAAGAGGGCGUUCAUGAGGGCAUUUACGAUCCUCUCACAGUCUACGUGAAACUCCGUGAUGACUCUGAUCAAACUCCCGCCCGUGCUUAUCUUCUGACCAAGCAGCCGGAGACCAAUCUCUACGAUCUGCCAAAGGAUUCUGUUCCGGCAUCUCGUCAGCCAUCGAAAACGUAUCUCCAGUGCCUCGUUAAAGGUGCUGUCGAGAGCUCCGUUCCCCAGGAUUACGUCCGGAGAUUAAAGGGCAUCAAACACAAUGGUCACGUUGCCACCGAACUAGAGCAAAAACUAGAGCUGCAGAAUGUUGAACUCUAAAUAGUUUAAACUUCGAAUGUACUGAUUUGUUUUCAUGAGUAAAGCCUUACCUUAAAA